AUGCUUGAGUCCUGAUAACAUCCAAGAACAAUAUCUGGGACUGGCUUGCAUUUAUGCUUCUUAAAAUGGAAAACUGUGCUACUUAACUUUUUACCUGAUGUGACUAGCUUCCUACUUAUCAGUUUUUGCCUUGUUAAUAACUAGAAAACCUUUAUGCUAGUAUAUAGUAGGAUUAUUAAUUAGCUCUUGUUAGUUGGUAUUGUUGUUGUACAAGCGGGGCCCUCUCUCCUAGAGAUAUAAUUCUGGGUGCAGGUUCAUCAUAGUUUUAGUGCAAAUAUUUGCAUCAGAUGGAUGCAUGGAGUGUUCCUUUCUUCCUUAUAAAGCUAGCCUACUAUAUUGAAAUUGACACACUUUUACAUGCAUGAUGAUGCAAAUUGUAGGCAAGCCGAGGCUGCUGGCGGAUGCUUCUUCAGGGGCAAAGAAGAAAUCUUCAAGAAGAAGGUGCCCGAAGCUGAUGCCGCGGCAAGUGACUGAUGUUUACAUGUUGGGUCACGAUGAAAAUCAUUUGUUGUUGCAGAAAGUUAUAGGAGCAACAUUCCUGAUGGCGACGGGUACGUGAUGAAGUUCAUAAACGUAUGAUAAGAACUGAGAACUCAGAGAACUUCAAGGACAAGAUCAACGAGGUGACCGGUGUUAUGGCGGCUAUGUACGGUGGUGACCCCAGCCGCAGGAUUCCCCAGGCCAUCUGCAUCUGCCCUACCAGGGAGAUUGCGCAGCAGGUGUUGAUGCAGGCAGAUAUGUUCCUGACCAAGCUGACCAGCAUGUGCAAGAGGAGCACGGAGAAGGGCUCUAUGUGGGUCACCAUGAAGCGAUUGUCGAUGAAGUGUCAGGCUAGGUUGAAGAAGAUGGCGAGUAAGGGGGAGCCUGUUGAGUACCGGUGCCUGGUCUGCGCCACCGAUGGCAAGAGGAACAUCUCCACCUCGGUGAAGUGCAAAUCCAAGUUUGAAGCUGUGAAGCAUAUCAACAAAGACUAGCAUAUUAUGUGUUGUAAAUGUAGGCAGUAGUAGGCUUAUCUGGGCUGUAGUAUACUGUAAUGUUUGUAAUAGA
This is a messenger RNA of Triticum urartu, 1047 nucleotides long. The record is from RefSeq and is a predicted model, not a curated record. Lineage: Eukaryota; Viridiplantae; Streptophyta; Magnoliopsida; Poales; Poaceae.